This is a messenger RNA of Hemicordylus capensis (graceful crag lizard), 3602 nucleotides long. It is a transcript of the gene SLC2A4RG, whose product is annotated as SLC2A4 regulator. NCBI's taxonomy places the organism in Eukaryota, Metazoa, Chordata, Lepidosauria, Squamata, Cordylidae. The transcript is spliced from 9 exons. The record is from RefSeq and is a predicted model, not a curated record. Bases 209 to 1792 code for a protein of 527 amino acids. Gene Ontology annotation, biological process: regulation of transcription by RNA polymerase II. Gene Ontology annotation, cellular component: nucleus. Gene Ontology annotation, molecular function: DNA-binding transcription factor activity; RNA polymerase II cis-regulatory region sequence-specific DNA binding.
CUCUUGCACGAGCUCCGAGAGGGGCGGGGGAACGAAGCGCCGCCGCUGUUGCCAGCGCGGGCAGGCGGCAGGGAAGGGGGGCGUGGUCGGGGGGGAGCCGCUUGCUGGAGGGAAAGUCUCGGAGGCAGCGCGGGGGGCUCGCCCUGCACGGCUUUUCCCACCCCCGGGAAAGGGGGCCUGCUGCACGCCCCCCCCGCAAGCCCCGGUCAUGGACCCCAAGCCGCGUCUUUUCAAACGUUCGGCCUCCCCCGGCGGCGGCAGGAUCUGCUCCCCUCCGCCUGGCUUGACGUCAGCGGGAUCCUGCUGCUGCCCUGACAGCAGCCCCCAGGCAGCCGGCUUGUAUUGUGGGGUGGUCUCCGCCUGCAAGCCGCCGUCCUCCACCGCCCCCGCGGGCAGCAACGCCGUUUACACGGUGCUGGUGGAAGACGCGUCGCUCCGGAGGAGAACCCGGCGCAGGAGCUGCGAGGACGGCGCCGGCAGCAAAGGCAGGCUCCAGCUUUUACAGAAGAGCCCCAUUCACUGCAAUGGCAAGGCCUUGCCAGGGGAAGCUGAGCUGGUUAAUGGCCGACCAAGGCACCCUUCAGAUCCCUUGGUGCUGAAGCGGCCAGAGGAAGAGGCAGCGGCAUUGCGACUCCUGGACCAGACCCCCUUGCACCAUUCAGCUUACAUCCCAGUGCCCAGGCAAAGAAAACUGUCGGAGAAGGCGGGGAUUGAUGAGGUCACGGCAGCUGCAGUACUCACCAGCCUAUCAACCAGCCCUGUUGUGCUCAACAACCCGCCCAACGGCUUCAGCACAGCAGAAAGCAACUGUGACGCUUGGAAGGAAGGUCCGGCUAUGUCCUCCAGCUGCUGCAGCAGUGGCAGCAACAACAGCGGCGACUGGGGCUGGGACCCUCCGAGCGACCUCUCCACCCCCUCAACGCCAUCGCCACCACUCUCCUCAGACAUCGCAACAAGCUUCCUGUCUUCCCUGCAGUCGGACCUGGAGGAGACGGAAGCGACUCACUUCCUGUUCGGCGACCCCAUCCCCAGGAAGAGAAAGAACUCCACCAAGGUGAUGUUCAAGUGCUUAUGGAAGAACUGUGGGAAGGUGCUGAGCAGUUCCUCUGGGAUGCAGAAGCACAUCCGGACCAUCCAUCUCGGACGGAAGGCGGACCUGGAUCAGAGCGACGGGGAAGAAGACUUCUACUACACUGAGCUGGAUGUCAAUGUGGACUCCCUGACCGAUGGGUUGUCCAGCCUGACCCCCGUCUCCCCCACCUCCUCCGUGCCCCCCAUCUUCUCCAUCCUGGAGGAGGUACAGCAAACCCCCCCAAUUCCAUUCAAGCCAGAGGUUUCUGUGGUGUCUCAUGUGAACCCGUUGACACCCAUGACCAUCCUGAGCCAAUCAGCACCCACAAGUCUGUGCCACAUCCAAACUGACCACGCCUACCAGGCAACAGGUCCUACUGGCCUCCUGGCCGAUUUGAAAGCUCCGGCCACUGGGAUGGAAAUCAGCAUACCCUGGCAGCAGCAGGCCCUGUUCCCCCCUCCUCUGCCUCCGGUCCUUUUCAAGAGCCCUUCGGGCUGCCUGACUCCCAUCCGACCUGCUGACAUAGGAGAGAAGGUCCCUGCCAUGCCCGUCGCCAAAGGACACCCCUUGGUGCCCCCUUGCAUGCCAAAGCCCACCGCAGGCACGAGGAAACCGCGUGGUGAGGCCAAGAAGUGCCGCAAGGUGUACGGCAUGGAGAACCGCAACAUGUGGUGUACAGCCUGCCGCUGGAAGAAGGCUUGCCAGCGGUUUGUCGACUGAGCUGCGUCUUCCUCCUGCUGAGCUCCGAGACGCCGCCAGCCGCAGCUCCUUGUCCUUGCGCAUUUGCACCUCCGUGCCUUCCAGCCUGAUCUCCCUCGCCGUCCACCCCUUUCCCGGCGGCUCUCCCCCACCCCCCGGAGGCGGGGGGUUCACAUCCGUGCCUUGGCUCAGGAAAAAGGAGUGUCUGGUGUGGACAAUUGCGUUUGUUGCUUUGCUGAUGGAAGGGUGGAAGAAAUAAUGGCCCUUCCCCGGCUGUGCAUACCACCUGGAGCGCCGUCCGGGGCUUCUAAAUCCUAUGAUUGGAACCUCCCUGGCCUAGUUUUUUUUUUUUAAAUAUCUUUUUUAUACUUGCCACUGGCCGUAAUUGGGCUAAUGGCAACUUUACCCGUGUGCGCACAUGUGAAGACUGGGUCUUUCCCCUGUCCUUUUUUGAAAUAAGCUAUUUCUUUUCUGUUCUCUCUCCCACUGCCUGGACCACUGGUUCUUACCUCCCCUCACAGAGUGUCUAGCAGCCGUCGGGGUCUGAGACAGGGAAGAGCCAGCAGUGCCCUGUCCCUGCACGAAGAUGUGGCCGCUGGAUUGUAAAAGCCAACUCAGCCCAAGUUAAGCUAAGCUGGUGGUAGCUGUUUGUCUUUGCUUUAGGUGGAAAAGAGAGCCAAGAUGCUCUCUUCGCGAACGGGGAACAUGGACUUUUGUAUCUCUUUUUCCAUGGCUUUUUCUUUUCUUUUGGGGGGACUUUCUUGUUUUGGCCAAUGGUGAACAACGAAGCAGGCACUCGAAGGAAAGGAAAUGCCCUUUCUGCAGGCUUUCCCAUUUUUCACCUAUUCAGGUAUUAGUUGCAACAAAAGGUUGAGAAGUAGAAGGGUAUGUCCCCUUCUUGUUCAGUUUCUAGGUGCCAUGUCGGAUCACACAAACAUCACACAGGCAUGAUUGGAAGUACUGCCCAGUACCCCUGGGACCUGAGGUCUUUCUGCCCCUCGUGUCAUUGACCGAUCCCCCCCACUUCCCCAAUGUGAUGCCUGGAGAAGAAGGCUCUGCUGUAGGAAAUAUUCAGACAUUUGCAGUCUGGCUUAAGAACGGGCCCAUUUCGUGUGGCUGAAGGCCUUCGUUUCUUGCAAAGAAUAAGCUGUGCCCAGGACAGCCAGCGUGGUCUUUCCCACGGAGGCGGAAUGAAUUUGCAUUACAGUUUUCUCUGACCACAGACAGGAACGUUUCCAGAUGUGCAAUCCAGAGGUUCUCAAAAAAGAAACAGACCAGUGACAGAUCUGUUCUUGAAUUGCAGUAGCAAAAGGCAACUUUUUUUUUUUUUUGGUAAAUUUGGCAUGAAUCUGAAUUUUGGAAUCAGGUUUUGAGUUUGGUUCCACAUAGGUGGGGAAAGUUGCCAAAUGUCAGACGAUCAUUGAUAUGUUCUUGGGUUUUGCUUUUCCACUUUGUUCCUUUGCUUGUCUGAAAUGAUGCCGCUUAUUUUUGAGGGCCAUUGAGGGGAAGCCAGAACCCAGCUGUGGCGUGCUCUUCUGCACUUAAACGCAAGUGCACCGGGCAGUGACAUGAGUCCUUGAGAGCCUCAGCAGACAUUUUCUGGUGUCUGCCCAAUGUACCUGUCGCAUUCUUGCACAGUUUGCCCUGGGGCAUAGCUCUCCUGGGAAGUUCUCCUGUGCAAGUUGCCCAGGGGUGACAGGGUAGCGUUGUACCCUCAGCUUCUUAAUCUGAGUCAAUGACACUUUGGGAAUUUUAAGUAUUGCACAUGUAAAACCUGUCGAUAUUCUAACCAAAAUUUCAUACUUUCCCAUAAACGUUUAACUAGGCUGUU